AUGACUAUGGCCGAGGUUAGGACCAAGCAACAUGAACCGGAGCUUGAACCAGAGCUUGAACCAAACGAAGGACAGCUUGUAGCCGCGGAGCAGCUUGUAGCCAAGGAUGUCUUGACCGGACCAAUGGGAUUUGAGGGAGGGGAUGAUAUGACGAUGGCCGAGGUUAGGACCAAGGAACAUGAGGCGGAGCUUGAACCAGAGCUUGAACGAGAGGAAGGCCAGCUUGUAGCCGCGGAGCAGUUUGUAGCCAAGGAUGUCUUGACUGGACCAACGAGUCCAAUGACUCGAUCAAAGACUAAGCUAUUCAACCAGGCCAUUAGUGGGAUGCUUAGACACUUGAGCCAUAAUGAAGAAAAAGUUAUUCAAACCACCAUGGUUUUGAUAACAGCCCAAGAUGAUUGGUAA
Microthlaspi erraticum is the source of this 405-nucleotide messenger RNA. The record is from the annotation of a GenBank genome assembly. NCBI's taxonomy places the organism in Eukaryota, Viridiplantae, Streptophyta, Magnoliopsida, Brassicales, Brassicaceae.